Molecule: messenger RNA, 321 nt
Organism: Histoplasma capsulatum G186AR
Lineage: Eukaryota; Fungi; Ascomycota; Eurotiomycetes; Onygenales; Ajellomycetaceae
Exons: 2
Coding region: 1-321 (106 amino acids)
Source: RefSeq, a predicted model, not a curated record
AUGCCGGGCACCCUGGCCCAGACGAUACAGUAUGGCAAAGAGGAAAAACCUUUCAUUGAGGCUCACGGUGCGAGCAACGGACUGGCUCUAGAGAAGUCUAGGAAAUCGAGUGAAAUCGAGGGGCGGCAGCAGAGCAUGGACGGCCCAGAAACCGAUAGAAGCAACGGUGUCUCCAGAUUCACCGACAGCUAUUUCAGCAACCCCGCCGGCGUAGGACGCAUAUCACGGCUACCAUCCCAUGCAGGUGGAAGGGGCCAGCGCACCUGGGUGCAAGGGAUGAAGAAUGAGGGAGAAGGAGGAGGAGCAAAGAAGAUGACCUGA